AUGGCUCAAGCGAUUCCUAUAUAUGCUAUGCAAUGCUUUUUGAUUCCGAAGAGCAUCACUGAUGUAAUUGAGCGAAUGUGUAGAAAUUUCUUUUGGGCACAGAAAAAGGAGGAAAGGAGGCUUUUGUGGGUGGCUUGGGAGAAGAUGUAUUUUUCGAAGAAAGAAGGAGGUAUGGGGGUGCGUGAUUUUCAAGCUUUUAAUAAAGCUCUUCUCGCCAAACAAGCGUGGAGAGUUCUUAAUAACACAAAAUCCCUCAUGGUGAAGGUUCUUAAAGGGAAGUACUUCCCUUCAAAAAGCUUUUUGGAUGUUAGAGUGAGUCCUAAUGCUAGCUAUACAUGGAAAUCUAUUUUUGCUGCCAGGGAUUUGGUGACUAAGGGAGCUCGAAGAGUUGUUGGAGAUGGAGGCUGUACGAAUAUAUGGUCCGAUCCUUGGGUUCCUGGGCUUCCAGGUUUUAGAAUUCUGCCAAGAAAUAUGGGAGCUGAUUAUGAAGGGCCUAAGCUUGUUUAUGAGUUAAUUGAUAAUGGGGCUUGGAAGGAUAGCGAAAUUGAAGUUUUAUCUUCAGAUCGGGAAGCUCAAGCUAUUAAGGAUAUCCCUUUACCUCGGCAUAAUUCAAGCGAUUUUUGGACAUGGCAUUUUAGUAACAAUGGGUACUUCUCUGUGAGAAUUACGUGCUUAUUAUGUGGAGUUGAAGAGUAA
Messenger RNA from Chenopodium quinoa (quinoa), 696 nucleotides. RefSeq lists its product as uncharacterized. NCBI's taxonomy places the organism in Eukaryota, Viridiplantae, Streptophyta, Magnoliopsida, Caryophyllales, Amaranthaceae. The transcript has a single exon. Bases 1 to 696 code for a protein of 231 amino acids. The record is from RefSeq and is a predicted model, not a curated record.